Molecule: messenger RNA, 511 nt
Organism: Mucor mucedo
Lineage: Eukaryota; Fungi; Mucoromycota; Mucoromycetes; Mucorales; Mucoraceae
Exons: 1
Source: RefSeq, a predicted model, not a curated record
GUCCAAUCCUUUUUUAUUUGUGAAAAAUAUCUAGGCUUUAUACUCGGUUUUAAAGUAAUUCCAAAUGUUUUCAACUAUAUAUUCAUUUUUGUGUUUUAGACUUGCUGUUGUACUGUCAGCUACAUUCCUUAAAAUGCUUGCUAAAUUUGUAUUUCCAAUAACUUGCAAUGUUUCUAAAUCAUUUUCAAACAAACCAAUUAUUGACUCCAACGCUUGGUGCAUUGAUGUUGUCUUUUUCUUUUCUGGUUCAAGCUUUGUAAAACUCCUCUUUUUGAUUUGUGGGUUCAGAGGUUGCGUAUGGACAGCAUCAGCAAUAACUAUCAUGAUUUUGGAUCCCAAAACAGCAUCAUUUGUAUCUUUACAGUUGCUAUUAACAAACGUAUAUAUUGUAUAUGGCUGUAAAUUGCUAGACGCAGUAAAAUCGCUGAAACAUCUGGCAAGACAAAACGUGCUAAUGUGAGAGAAUUUUGAUCUAAGUUGCCGAAUGUGAUUGAUCGGAUCCAAGCAUCUU